AGCUCCCUCUCACCAAUUCUCCAUAGGUUCUGUCCCUCCAACUACCAAGCUUGGUGACCACUAUUCUCUCGACAUCCUUCUCCCCCGGGCCCUAGACUAGGGUUAGGGUUGUGAGUGUCGGAGUUCGAAUUUGAGAUCAUUGUCACUCCUUUUCGAACCAUCGUCAGCCACAUUUCUCCGCAAUUCCAUUCAACUUACCAAAUUCAACAACACGUCUUAUUCUACCAUGUCUGUAACGCCCCUAACAAUGCGUCGCUUGAUGCGUGAGAUCACUGAGUUGAAGAACAACCCACCGGAGGGCAUUCGCGUCGUCACGAGUGAGGAGAAUAUGCUUGAACUCACAGGCAUUGUUGAGGGACCAGAGCAAACGCCAUACGCGGGUGGGUACUUCAGGGUGCGGUUCCAAUUUACACAUGAAUUCCCCACUGCGCCACCAAAAUGCUGGUUUGCAACCAAGAUCUUCCACCCAAACGUCUCUUCUGCGGGCGAGAUCUGUGUGAACACGUUGAAGAAGGAUUGGCAAUCGUCAUAUGGCAUUGGUCAUAUUCUCGUGACAAUCAAGUGCCUCCUCAUUUAUCCUAAUCCCGAAAGUGCGCUCGACGAGGAAGCGGGGAAGCUCCUCCUGGAGGACUACGACGCGUAUUGUUCCCGCGCGAAGCUUAUAACAAGUGUGCACGCCACUCCUCGCAUACCACCUCCCGAAUUUCAAACAACAUCCACCGAGAAAGAAGGAGAGUCAUCUACGACGCCGAUACCGGCUUCGAUUCCAACACCAGCUGUGGUGCCACCACCAACUAUUAUGCUACCUGUCCCAACAUCUGCAUCAUCGCCACGCAAAUCGACGUCCCCCACGCCACCAUCACAACCUCUCCAAUCAUCACCAGAAAAUACCCUACCAUCAUCCAUCUCUACGAGCACUGUAUCCAGCAAAGACGGCAAAGAGCGCUUGGCACCGCUGGGGACUGCAAAUUCCAAUGUUGCGGGCCCAGCUGCGACUGCAACAACCAAAGCCGUCAAACGAUCUGCAGUCUCAGCUGGCUCGGGGAUAGAGAAGCGUAAGAAAGCGUUGAAGCGUCUAUGAGAGUGCGUCAUGUACAUACGCCAUGAUCUAGGGCAUUGGUGCAAUAGGGGGAUAUUUUUUGCAGAUAGUCAUUGUUCUGUUCUUUCUUUACUAUCGAUAUGGCUGUCGUGUUUGUUUUCGUUAAUAUCAUAAUGCCAUACACAAGACUAUUUUAAACUGAA
This is a messenger RNA of Suillus paluster, 1242 nucleotides long. Its product is annotated as ubiquitin-conjugating enzyme/RWD-like protein. The coding region runs from base 227 to 1081 and encodes 284 amino acids. The transcript is spliced from 4 exons. The record is from RefSeq and is a predicted model, not a curated record. NCBI's taxonomy places the organism in Eukaryota, Fungi, Basidiomycota, Agaricomycetes, Boletales, Suillaceae.